Haliotis rufescens (red abalone) is the source of this 555-nucleotide messenger RNA. RefSeq lists its product as uncharacterized. The transcript is spliced from 3 exons. The record is from RefSeq and is a predicted model, not a curated record. Lineage: Eukaryota; Metazoa; Mollusca; Gastropoda; Lepetellida; Haliotidae. Bases 22 to 555 code for a protein of 177 amino acids.
UUAAGGGAUUGCGUGGUAACCAUGGCAGCUUCGCUGUCUGUCACUGUCUUGUUCCACAACCUUCUGCCUCCUGACCUUCACCCUGAAGCCUCUUUGUCAGCUGCCCACUGUGUUAACACCUGCUACUACAACCGGACAUGCGCAUCAGUGUUCUAUGACCGUAGUCUUCAUCUGUGCUACCAGAGUGAUCUUUGGUUCGACGAAGUAGUACCUGGCCUCAUUUCCCAACCAAGUGUCUCCUACAUUACAUUUAUAAGAUCUGAUUGUCCGAGGAACUGGACUUACCACAAACCCACGGGCAAGUGUUUCUUUGCUGGCGAUGAUACCACCAGCAGCAAGGCCAUUGCAUUCUGUACGUCAUAUGGAUCCCCCGGAGGAAGGCUCUUCAACAUCUAUAGCGCGGAAGAGGAUAGGAUUCCAAUAACUUUGGCCAUAAGACAUGUUUUUAGAAUUCCAUUCCUGGAGGCCCACAUCUUUGAGUCAUUGAUGACAAGCAGAGACAAACGUAUUAACACAGCCAACAUCUUGAGCAAGCCAAGCGUAUCCAAAUCCUAA